This is a messenger RNA of Hermetia illucens (black soldier fly), 2193 nucleotides long. Its product is annotated as prostaglandin reductase 1-like. The record is from RefSeq and is a predicted model, not a curated record. Bases 1093 to 2106 code for a protein of 337 amino acids. NCBI's taxonomy places the organism in Eukaryota, Metazoa, Arthropoda, Insecta, Diptera, Stratiomyidae. Gene Ontology annotation, cellular component: cytoplasm. Gene Ontology annotation, biological process: prostaglandin metabolic process. The transcript is spliced from 6 exons. Gene Ontology annotation, molecular function: 15-oxoprostaglandin 13-reductase [NAD(P)+] activity; 2-alkenal reductase [NAD(P)H] activity.
ACAAAAAUUACUAGCUGAACUUCGUAUGAUCUUUAGCUUCAUAUUUACUGUUCGUGACAUGGAUUCCACAAGACGCUCGGUUUUUCGAGAAGACGUUCCAUUACUUUUGUUUGAAAUGGAACGUUCGCGGAGCAUAAUCCCACAGGUUUUCAAAAAUAUUGUGAUUUGAAGAUUGUGGAGGGAUUUAUGAAAUUUUGCAAAAGGCGGUAACUGUGAGCCCCCAUGCAUGCAGUGAGUAACAUCGUUGUGCAUGCAGAGGGAGGAGUAGUGUGGUAUUAAAUUAAAGGCCUCGAUUAACAUUUUCCAAAGCUGUUCUGACAUUCGUUGCAAAAGGGAGCAGUGUGGGAGCUGGAAAAUUAUUUUCUCAUUGACAGACCUGUCAAAUAACGAAUUUGCGACUAUAUGCUGGCUAGGCCUCGGAAUACCACCGUUAUAUGUAUGUUUAAAUAAGUAUGGGGGUAUUUACUAUAUUUUAUGGAAACUGACUGGAAGCGUCACUUGACUAUAAUAGAGAGGUUGAAAAUUAGUAUUUGGUGAAAAUCGCACCAUUAGUAUCGAAGGUAUAAUAUCUUAAAUUUGACAUUUUUGUUUGAAUUUUAGUGUCACACUAAAGUGAAUAGCUUGGCAUAUAUUAUACAGCUAGGCGCGCAUGGGACAAAUGCACACUCAAACGUUUUUAUAUAAGAAAUGCAAAACCCUUCUUUCUUGGACCGUCGCGAAAUUGUUAUCCAAGUAGUGCGAUUGACCGGAAGAAUUCGGGGGUGGUCUAAAAAUUUAGAUUUACUUGAACGUUUCGAGUGUGGAAUAUUUUGUCCAUCACUGUAAUGAGCGAAAUGCAAGUUGAUGAUCGCAUUAUCGGCACUUGUGUAGCAGAUAAUUGUCAUAAAUUAAGUCUGAUUAAAUGACGGUAGAUACAAUUAUCUAUGCAAUUUAUAGACUCUGCUGUUCAAGCCGAUUGUCUCUUAAACUUGCUUCUGAUAAGUUGGGGUUGAUAAGAUAAUUGAAAGACCAGUUUUACUCGCAUCAUAGCACAUACAUAAGUUGGGACUCAGUAGGCUGUCGGAGUCAGUUCAGGAGGUUUUAUUGAAGAAAAUGGUGAUCGCGAAAAAAAUUGUUUACGCUAAACAAUUUGAAGGUGAACCGACGCCCUCGAAUUUUCGACUGGAGACUGAAGAGUUACUGGCGCUUGAUUCUGGCGAGAUACUAUGCGAAGCGGAGUAUUUAAGUGUCGACCCCUACAUGCGACUUUUCAUGUCGCGAUUUCCCGUGAACAGUGGCAUGAUUGGCGGUCAAGUGGCCAAGGUUAUCGAAAGCAACAAUCCUAAGUAUCCAGUUGGCUCGCACGUAUUUGGAUAUUUCGGCUGGAGGACCCAUACAGUCGUGAAACCAUCGGAAGGCCCCUUUGAAAAUUCAAUGAGUCCAGACGAAGUGACGCGCCUCGAUAACUUUGAAGGACUUCCAUAUUCACUUGGACUCGGCUAUCUUGGCAUGCCAGGCUCCACAGCGUACUUUGGAUUUCUAGAAAUAUGUAAGCCAAAGGCAGGGGAAGUUGUGGUUGUUACGGGAGCAGCAGGAGCAGUUGGCAGUCUUGUGGGACAGAUUGCAAGAAUUAAAGGAUGCAGAGUCAUUGGAUUUGCUGGGUCAGACGAAAAAUGCACAUGGUUGAAAGAAGAACUGGGAUUCCAUUAUGCUUUCAACUACAAAACGUGUGACAUCAGUAAAAGCCUAGAAGAAGCUGCACCCACCGGCGUUGAUUGCUACUUCGAUAACGUUGGUGGUGAGAUAAGUUCAACGGUAAUUAGCAAAAUGAAUAAGUUUGGAAGGAUUUCAGUUUGCGGAUCGAUUUCCUCUUACAAUGACACAAAAGUGCAUUUAGCUCCGGUUAUGCAACCUUAUUUUGUUUUCAAUGAGCUGAAAAUGGAAGGAAUCGUGUUCUAUAGAUGGAGAGGCUGUUUUGAAGAAGCGUUUAAAGUUGUAAGAGACUGGAUCAAAGAGGGCAAAGUUAAAUAUAGAGAAACUAUUACGGAAGGAUUUGAAAAUAUGCCGCAAGCAUUUCUGGAUCUGUUUAACGGAAAGAAUUUUGGAAAAGCGGUUGUGCAGGCCUAAAUUCUUAUUUUCCGAAUUUCAUUUCUAUCGAAAGUACUUUAAAUAAAAUAAGCUACUAAUCGUAUUCCUAUAAUGGAGUUUACUUGA